Ambispora gerdemannii is the source of this 124-nucleotide messenger RNA. Lineage: Eukaryota; Fungi; Glomeromycota; Glomeromycetes; Archaeosporales; Ambisporaceae. The record is from the annotation of a GenBank genome assembly.
AUGGACCAAGGUGAAAAGAGAGAAUACACCAGAAAAUACACCAGAUUUGCUGCUCGAUACGCAAGAGACCAUCCUGAAGCUGACGAGGACGAAAUAGAGCAAAAGUACAAUGAGUCAAAUCAAG